Messenger RNA from Rosa chinensis, 2172 nucleotides. Its product is annotated as folylpolyglutamate synthase. Lineage: Eukaryota; Viridiplantae; Streptophyta; Magnoliopsida; Rosales; Rosaceae. Gene Ontology annotation, cellular component: mitochondrion; cytoplasm; cytosol. Gene Ontology annotation, molecular function: tetrahydrofolylpolyglutamate synthase activity; ATP binding. Gene Ontology annotation, biological process: tetrahydrofolylpolyglutamate biosynthetic process. The coding region runs from base 103 to 1770 and encodes 555 amino acids. The transcript has 16 exons. The record is from RefSeq and is a predicted model, not a curated record.
UCCAAACGAACUGAAGGAGGGUGCGCGGUUGUUGCUCAUAUCGGCCUUGUUUGUUUCUUAGGCUUCCAACCCUUCAUACUCAAUCCUCUCUAAUCCUUUCCAAUGCCACAAAAUAGCAAUACAAACCCAAUCACCUCACAUUCGGAUUCAGAUCCCAACACCAACCAACUCGCCAUGGUUCAAGAUGGCGACGCGUCUUCGCAAACUCCAUACGAGGCGGCACUGGAGGCUCUUUCCUCCUUGAUCACAAAACGCAGUCGCGCCGAUAAGAGCAACAAAGGCGACCGCUUCGACCUCCUCUUUGACUAUCUCAAAAUUCUGGAAUUAGAGGAGCCGAUUGCGCAGAUGAAGAUCAUUCAUGUGGCUGGUACCAAAGGAAAGGGAUCCACAUGCACCUUCUCUGAAUCAAUACUACGUCAUUGUGGCUUCCGCACUGGACUUUUCACAUCUCCUCAUCUGAUCGAUGUUCGCGAAAGAUUUCGAUUGGAUGGAGUGGACAUCAGUGAAGAGAAAUUCUUGGAGUAUUUCUGGUGGUCUUUUAAUAGACUAAAGGAGAAAGCUAAUGAUGAUAUACCAAUGCCCACCUACUUUCGGUUCCUUGCCUUACUUGCCUUCAAGAUAUUUGCAGGAGAGAAGGUAGAUGUUGCUAUUUUAGAGGUCGGGUUAGGCGGAAAGUUUGACGCAACAAAUGUGGUUCAGGCACCCGUUGUUUGUGGCAUAUCAUCCCUUGGAUAUGAUCACAUGGAGAUUCUUGGAUAUACUCUGGGAGCAAUUGCUGGGGAGAAGGCUGGAAUCUUCAAGCAUGGGGUUCCUGCCUUCACUGUGCCUCAACCUGAUGAAGCAAUGCGGGUACUUGAAGAGAAAGCUUCUCAAUUGGAUGUACCUCUUCAAACAGUACCACCAGUGGAUACUAAUUUGCUGAAUGGCUUAAAACUUGGGCUUGAAGGUGAGCACCAAUAUGUUAAUGCUGGCCUUGCUGUUGCACUGUGCUCUACAUGGCUUCAAAGGACCGGUCAUCUUGACAUCACACACCCAGAAAAUACUACCUCUCUGCCGGAGCAGUUUAUAAAAGGACUAACGGCUACUGUCAGUUUACAAGGCCGAGCUCAAAUUGUUCCAGAUCACUAUAUUAACAAUGAAAGCGCAGGAGAUCUGACAUUCUAUUUAGAUGGUGCCCAUAGCCCCGAAAGCAUGGAAAUAUGUGCAAGAUGGUUUUCUCUUUCCACUAAAGAGAAUUCUCAGGAAAAGACGCUGGAUUCCUCUAGAUCACAUGACUUCGUACAAAGGCAUACAGAUGUGGAAGCCAAGAAGAACUCACAGAUACUGCUGUUUAAUUGUAUGUCAGUGAGGGAUCCUCAAUUGCUUCUUCCGAACCUGAUGAAAACAUGUGCUAGUCAUGGUGUCUACUUCAAGAAGGCGCUGUUUGUACCAAACACUUCAGUGUAUCACAAGGUUGGUUCACAUUCCUUACCUCCCACUGAUCCUCAAGUUGAUUUGUCGUGGCAAUUCUCUCUUCAGAGAGUAUGGGAAAAUCUAAUGGGAAAUAAAGGAGGUGAUGAUAGGAUCCCAGAUACUCUUCCUGAAGAAUUAAGAGAUGAUGUGGAAAUGGCUGUCAAAAAUUGUGAAAAUAGUGCAGUUUUUUCCUCACUCCCAUCAGCUAUAAAGUGGCUCAGGGACAGUGUCCGACAUAAUCAAUCUGCUCGUUUUCAGGUCCUUGUAACUGGUUCGCUACAUCUUGUUGGUGAUGUAUUGAGAUUAGUCAAGAAAUGAGGCAAAGUACGAAGUAAAAGUGAAUCUAUUUUGUGCAUCUCCAUCUCGUUGCAACAUGUUCUGGCAUUCAAGAGGCAUGGCAAAGGCGUUGAACUAUUUGAACUUCCUACUGAGUCUCUCUCAGGUCAAUUCUGGACUCCAGUGUGAAGUGGUCCAUUUUCAGAAACUGCUGCAGAUAUCGAGUUGGCAUUUCCGAGCGCGUACAAUUUGAUCUUAACGGUGGCUUACAAUGGAGAAUUUUGUUUGAUUGUACUAUUUAUACACCCUUUUAUGGCUAUAACCACAUGACCUCAUUCAGGUUACUGAUUUUCUGAUUCUUUGUGAAAUUAAAUGGAACAGACGAUUGUUGUUGCAAUUUAAUUGUUGUUCUUAACAGUACAUAUUAGCCAUGUAUGUUAUAUA